AAUGAUGCAAAUUAACUAUAGAAAGCAUGUUUUACCAUCAUACAUCAUACAUGUAUCAUGAUACAACUACAGGACAGAAUAUAAACAAAAGAAAAUACUUAUACCCCUAUAAUGUAAAUGGGCGUUACGUCAAAAGUUGCGCAGACGUGGAAAUAAUUAAACAGCAGGCUGCGCGUCGGUUUGUGCGCAUGCGCGGCGCGGAAAAUUGCGCGCUUUUCACCUGACGCCACAAUGGCGGCGCGUCUCCGAGAUAUUAUAAAUAUAAGACAAUGUUAUACUGCUACAGAAAGUUGUGACAUGUAGUGCGUGCAGGAUGUUCGCUCUAUGGAUUCUGCCGCUAAUCUCCAUAGCAUCAACACUCGCGGAGACUGACACAGCUAACACCAACAUCACCACCUUGUACCCAGUGUCCAACAGAAACAUCAGCAGAAAUGACAUCCGAACAAGGUUCAAUGACCCUCAAACCAAGCCCAGUACUACAGAAACUAUUGUCAACAAAACUGAAAGUGCUAUGAACAAUGUUGAACCAAACAAGUCUGAAGUUAAGAAGAAUCUCCCCACACAGACUUGGAAGAUAGAAUCUUCUUUCGCACCAUCGAAUUUGACUGAAGUAAAUAAUAAAACUAAGGAGACCAAGCAACUGCUGAAAGACUUCAAGCCGAGCCAACAUCUCGGGAGCUUCUUUGAUGAUGAGAACGCUGAGGUUAUUCGCACACCAGCUGUAGGUCCGGUCGCCAAGAAACCUGCUAGUGGGUUCUUAAGCUCACCAAAAGAAGUAUACUACCAGCAUCCGAGCCACAACUACAUCCCGAAGGACAUCUACUACACGCACGAGGAGUUCCCCUACAAGUUCGAAGACACCAUCUACACGAAGACCAGAGAGGGAUGGCAGGACUCCCUGGACUCCAAGCCCACUGUCGAAGCCCCCGUAAAGGUCCCUGCUGGAGGACUCUACAAGUCACCAGAGGCCUUCAAGGAUAAGCCACAGAGUGCUGAAGAGUACGGCUUGGAGUAUCACGAGGAAGAGAAGGAGCAUGCUAUUAAGAAACGUGUGAACCCGUGGCAGAACCUGCUGCGGCUGGUGACAGCGUUCAUCCCGGUGGGGCUGAUCAUCUCUGCGCUCACUCCCAGCGUCAUCACCAUACAUAAUGUGGACGACAACAUUAAGCCUUCUUCCCUCCCGUAUCGUCGCUCGGACCCCGGCGUGACAAACAUGGCGCCGAUCAGCGAGCGCUGCCGGAGGAGGCUGCUCUGUGAACUACAUUCUGAGAAGAACUACGUACCACCACGAACACUGCCCCGGCGCACCAUGAAACAAUGUUACAAGAUCCAUUGCGAGGACACGGACGCUCUGUGGAAGAUGCUGCGGUGGCUGUUCACCUACAACCAGGAGCCAGGAGACCAGAGGGGACGACUUAUAACUUGAUAACAUAAUGUUUUAAACUAAAUAAACUUGUUGAUGUUUUUGUUGGCGCGUUUAUGUCUUUUGUUCUACAGAAUUGCAAAAUAUUUCAACGACUUA
Molecule: messenger RNA, 1522 nt
Organism: Spodoptera frugiperda (fall armyworm)
Lineage: Eukaryota; Metazoa; Arthropoda; Insecta; Lepidoptera; Noctuidae
Exons: 6
Coding region: 314-1426 (370 amino acids)
Source: RefSeq, a predicted model, not a curated record